AUGCCCACGGGGAUGAAUAGAGGGGGGUCUCGAUCCACAAGCUCCCUACCUCCAGAUCCCGUGGAGAUCAUCAGGAGCAAGGCUUGUUCCAGAAGGGUAAAACUCAAUGUUGGGGGACUUGCACACGAAGUACUGUGGAGAACCUUGGACCGGUUACCCCGGACGCGACUGGGCAAGCUCCGGGAUUGCAAUACUCACGAGUCCCUUAUGGAGAGCUGUGAUGAUUAUAACUUGGAGGAGAACGAGUACUUUUUUGAUCGUCACCCGGGAGCUUUUACUUCUAUUUUGAAUUUUUACCGUACUGGCAAGUUGCAUAUGAUGGAAGAGAUGUGCGCUUUGUCCUUCAGCCAGGAGCUUGACUACUGGGGGAUAGACGAAAUUUAUCUGGAGUCCUGUUGCCAAGCCAGGUAUCACCAGAAAAAGGAACAAAUGAACGAGGAACUGAAGCGAGAAGCUGAGACCAUGAGGGACAGAGAGGGAGAAGAAUUUGAUAACACCUUCUGUGCGGACAAAAGGAAGAAACUUUGGGACCUUUUAGAGAAACCCAGCUCCUCGGUGGCCGCCAAGGUUUUGGCAAUAAUAUCUAUCCUUUUCAUAGUAUUAUCAACAAUUGCCUUGUCACUCAACACACUUCCUGAACUACAAGACAUGGAUGAAUUUGGACAGGUCACGGACAACCCACAGUUGGCUCAUGUAGAAGCCGUGUGCAUUGCUUGGUUCACCAUGGAAUACCUGCUGCGAUUCUUGUCAUCACCAAACAAAUGGAAGUUCUUUAAAGGUCCACUGAAUGUCAUUGAUUUGUUAGCCAUUUUGCCAUAUUAUGUCACAAUUUUUCUCACAGAAUCCAACAAAAGUGUGCUUCAGUUCCAGAACGUCAGGCGAGUGGUCCAGAUUUUCCGUAUCAUGAGGAUUCUACGAAUUCUGAAAUUGGCCAGGCAUUCCACAGGCCUGCAGUCUCUUGGUUUCACACUCAGACGAAGCUAUAAUGAACUUGGAUUGUUGAUUUUGUUUCUGGCAAUGGGCAUAAUGAUAUUUUCAAGUUUGGUGUUUUUUGCCGAAAAGGAUGAAGAUGACACCAAGUUCAAGAGCAUUCCAGCCUCCUUCUGGUGGGCCACCAUCACUAUGACCACAGUUGGAUAUGGUGACAUCUAUCCUAAAACCCUUUUGGGUAAGAUUGUUGGUGGACUGUGCUGUAUUGCAGGGGUGCUGGUGAUUGCUCUUCCAAUACCAAUUAUUGUGAAUAACUUCUCAGAGUUCUACAAGGAGCAAAAGAGGCAGGAGAAAGCAAUAAAGAGAAGAGAAGCCCUUGAGAGAGCUAAGAGAAAUGGAAGCAUUGUCUCGAUGAACAUGAAAGAUGCAUUUGCUCGCAGCAUGGAGCUUAUGGAUAUAGUUGUUGAGAAAAGUGGAGAAAAUGUGGACAAAAAUGAAAAACUGCGAGAUAACAGCCUUUCUCCCAGCAAGUGGAAGUGGGGGAAACGUACUACAUCUGAGACUAGUUCCAACAAGUCAUUUGAAACUAAGUACCAAGAACAAAAUUCUCCAGAAAAUGUGCACAAUCCAAAUGCCAGCCCACAACAUCUAAACGUACAGAAAUUAGAGGAGAUGUACAGCAAAAUGGCAAAAACACAAUCUCAGCCCAACAUGAACAUAAGUCAAAUGGAUCAGACUUUUAAAGUUAAGAAGCAAAAUCAAAUAGAGAUGGAGAAAAUUUCUGUACCCUCUGACCCGCUAUUAAGCACACCAGAUGGAAUUGUGGAUAUGAGAAGCUUGUCAAGCAUAGACAGUUUCAUUAGCUGUGCUACAGAGUUUCCUGAUGCAGGGAAAUACACUCACAGUCCUGCAGUAUCUGUACUCAAUAAGGCUUCUGUGAACCCAGGUCUUGAAAAAAUUCAGGAUCAAGAUUCACCAGCCUUACCAUCCAAUAAUGCAGCAAUGAGACAAGCUACCACAACUCUGGACGGCAACUAUUACAGGAGCCUUUUGGGCAUCAAUUCCAAUAAUGCAGCUUUUACCUGUGCAGUAGACAAGCAUAGCCCCAACUUCUCUGAUAAUCCAGAAGGCUCAAGCAGGCAGAUAAACCCCAUAAAAUCUAGACCGCUUAAAGUAAACUUCAUGGAGAGUGAUAUCAAUACAGUUCAAAACACAAACCUAACAACACUCUCAUCAAUUGUGGGCCCCAAAGCGAUUGGCUCUAAAAGCAUCACAAGUCCCCUCGAUGGUCCAUUGCAUACAGAGAGACAUCUCGCUAGCAUAGAAGCAUCAAUAACAUGCUCAUCCUCUGGAACAAAAUCUCCAGAAGACUUGAUGCCGGAUGUUUUUACUUUCCAUGAUGAUGGAGUAAAGAAGUAUAUUGAUGCAGACAGUGAUGAGGAAGAGCAGCCUCCAGUCGGAAGGAACCCUUCUGGGUCCAUGAGUCUCAGAUACCACAUCACAAAUAGUGACUAUCCAGGUCAGAAGGAAGGUAUCUACCGAAAAGAUGGGAAUUAUUUAGAAGAGCAUGCUGUAGCUUCUUCAGCAAAGCACUUUGGACAAAACUGCUUGUACAAUAUGGAAAAUGUAACCGCUAGAGUUAAGAAAAGUGGCAACCAAGAAGGAAUCAAAUUGGACAACCACAUCUCUCCAGAGAUUCAUGUGACAUCAGGAGAAAGUGGCUGUUCCACAGCAUAUGAUGAUGACAUCUGA
Hypanus sabinus (Atlantic stingray) is the source of this 2682-nucleotide messenger RNA. It is a transcript of the gene kcnb1, whose product is annotated as potassium voltage-gated channel, Shab-related subfamily, member 1. The transcript is spliced from 2 exons. Gene Ontology annotation, biological process: protein homooligomerization; potassium ion transmembrane transport. Gene Ontology annotation, cellular component: membrane; voltage-gated potassium channel complex. NCBI's taxonomy places the organism in Eukaryota, Metazoa, Chordata, Chondrichthyes, Myliobatiformes, Dasyatidae. The record is from RefSeq and is a predicted model, not a curated record. The coding region runs from base 1 to 2682 and encodes 893 amino acids. Gene Ontology annotation, molecular function: protein binding; delayed rectifier potassium channel activity.